This is a messenger RNA of Pocillopora damicornis (cauliflower coral), 1964 nucleotides long. Its product is annotated as cilia- and flagella-associated protein 53. Lineage: Eukaryota; Metazoa; Cnidaria; Anthozoa; Scleractinia; Pocilloporidae. The record is from RefSeq and is a predicted model, not a curated record.
GAAGCGCCAACUCAGCUGCUGUAGUCUACAUAAUUGUUGUAUAUUGGCGUUAUCUCGAGUCGCUUGAGAGGAAUAAUUCACCGUCAAUAUGAUGGUUCAACAUGUCCGAAGGUGUAGGGAGUUUACAGGGCCUACCCCUCAUUCUGUGGCUAUCAGAGCUAAACCGACAAGCAAAAGACCUGUGGAACAUCUUAUCCUUGAAACAAGAAGAAAAGAUGAACUAAGGGAGCAAGCAAUAGCUGAAACCAAAUACCAGAAAAGUUGUGAUCUAAAGUCGGAAUGGGAAAAAGCCACAGAUAAAAGAAUAAAGAGCAAUACGAUUGCUAGAAGGGUUGAAAAGUUAAUGCAAAGAGGAACUUUUAGCUUGGAGGAUAGAAGAGAAAGAUUGAAAGAAAUGCUGUUGGCUGAAGAGCAACAGUACAUAGAAGAAAUGGAAGCAAAAGAAGAAACAACUCUUGAGAGGCAGGCAAAGAUGAGAGAAAGAGCCAAGUUUUUAAAAGAGAAAAGAGAACAAGAAAGGCUGAAACUUGUGGAUGAAAAGCUUGAUCAGAGAUGGAGAGAUAAUUGCGAGGAACUCCGCUCAACUUUAAGUCAGCGUCAUCAAGAUGAAGUUUUUGUGGAACGCCAUGAACAAUUGAAAAUGAAAGAGGAGAAAAAGAAGAAGGAAUUAGAAGUAGAUAAAUUUUAUGCCGACUUGUGGGCAGAAGACAUUCAGAUUAAAAGUAUGAGAGAAGAGCAAACUGCAAGGGAACAGAUGGAAAGGAACAGAGAAACUUUAAAAGUUCUACAAGUUCAGAUUGCAGCCUGUGAGAAACAGCGGGAAGAUGAAGAGAAACUGAAGGAGAUGGAGGCACAAUGGUUGAAGGAAGAAGCUAAGCUAAGAGCAGAGGAGGAAAAAUGGCUACAGGAAGAAAAGCUUCGCAAGCAGAAGGCAGCUAAAAGAUCAAGAGAGGUGUCCAUCAGACUCAAGAAGGAAAAAGAGGCCAAAGAGAAGCAAGAAGAACUUGCACUGGACAUGAAAAUAUUAGAAAAACUUUUGGAUGAUACAAGAAAUGAAGUGAAAGAAGAAACACAGAGAAAGCGUGAAAUGCGUGAAGAGAAUUUACGUUUCAUGCAGUACUGUGCAAUGAACCGUAAAGAGGACGAAGAGAGAGAGAAGGAACUGGAGCGCAUCGUAAAUGAGGAGGUGGAAAAGAAAUGGGCGCAAACCAUAAAGCAAUACAAAAUGGAGAGAGAUGCACGCCAGAAACUCUUGGCCAAUGUCAUGAAAUCAAGGGAACAACAAAUUGAGGAAAGAAAACGGAUUGCUGAAAAGGAACAAGAAGCUGAAAUAGCAGAAAGGGAUGCACUCUUGGCAGCGAUUGAAGAGCACAAGCGAUUGGAAGCAGAUAAUCAAGAGAGAAUAAAGAACAGAAAUAUUGGUUAUCAACGGGACCUUGAUAUGCAAAUUGACUAUCAACGCAGAGUCAAAGCUAAGGAAAUAGAAGAGGAAGAAAGAGAAUUCAGAAUGGGACAGGAAGCAGAAGCAGAAUAUCAGAGGAAGCUAAAAGAAGCCCUCGACAGACCAACCAUUGAUAAAGUGCACCCCAUGAGAAUCAUGGGAACAGCACUGAGAAGCAAAUCCAACUGAGAGAAUCUUCGCCUUCUUUAUAUUUGAAGAUUGAGAAAAUAUUGUUGAAGCUUGUUCACGAAACCUAAAUGCAGAUAUGUAGUGAAUUGUACGGCUAAAACUAGAUACCACCUUUUAUUCUCUGUACUGAAUUUAUUGAUACUGUAAAUAGAGAUAAAUAAUAGUUGAGUGGACUUCGUUACAUGUACAGUUCGAACUAAUCUACGAAAUGACAAUACCAUCGUUCUAGGCCUUCGUUAAGAUUUUUAGUCAAAGGUUGUGACUAAACUGUGUUACAUAUGAAAAUUAAAUGGUUCUUUUUUGGUGUAAAUAAAAUAUUUUUGGGUGAUCCAGA